GAGAGAGAGAGGAAGGACCCUAAAGGCGAGAAGGAAAGGAAGGAGAGAGAGCAGAAGCAAAAUGAAAGGGACGCUCGUGAGCCACUUGCAGGUUCAGCUCGGCCAAAAUCUCCAAUUGUCGUCGUCGUCGUCGAAUCCCUCUUCCUUCCAGAAACUUCUAGAUUCCGAGGCCUCAGGACCUCCUCUUCCCUCCUCCUCGCCGCGGGCCGCCGACAUCGAUUCCACUUUCGACGAUAAAGAUUUCAUUCUUAGCCAAGACUUCUUCUGCACACCGGAUUAUAUCACCCCAGAUAAUCAAAAUUUAUUCAUGGGUUUUGAUUGCAACGAGGAAAACAUGCCCUGCCCCAAAUCACCGGAGAAGCCGACGACAAUAAGAAGUAAGAGAUGUCGGCAAGAUGUUUUCUCAUCAAAUCCAGUUAGUCCCACCUUGUCCGGCAUUCAAGAAAGGAUGGAAUCUGAAAAAGAUGAUUACAUUAUAGAGGAAAUAAAGACAGAGAAAAUUACAGGAACUGGAACAAAAAGGGUUCAAAACUAUGUAUCUCAAUCUGCAGUUGCUUUACGUUGUCGUGCUAUGCCUCCUCCUUGUAUUAAGAACCCAUAUAUAAAGGAUGCUUCAGGAAUGGACAUGGAUCCUUUUGGCAAUCAGAGAUCAAAAUGUGCAGAUUUCCUUCCUGCAAUCAUUGGUGGCAGUGGCCUUUCCCGCUAUCACACUGAUUUCCAUGAGAUUGAGUACAUUGGUAGUGGGAACUUCAGUCGUGUAUUCAAAGUCUUGAAGAGAAUUGAUGGGUGUUUGUAUGCUGUGAAACAUAGCAUAAAGCAGUUGCAUCAGGACAGAGAAAGGAGGAAGGCUCUGAUGGAAGUUCAAUGUUUGGCAGCUUUAGGGUCUCAUGAAAACAUUGUUGGGUAUCACUCUUCUUGGUUUGAGAAUGAGCAGCUAUACAUUCAGAUGGAGCUCUGCGAUCACGGCUUAUCCAUUAAUGGAUCUACGCAUCUAUCCUCAGAGUCAGAGAGAGAAGUUUUGGAAGCUCUGUAUCAGAUUGCAAAGGCGUUGAAGUUUAUACAUGAGAAAGGAGUAGCUCAUUUGGAUGUAAAACCUGAUAACAUAUAUAUCAAAAAUGGGGUUUACAAGCUUGGGGAUUUCGGAUGUGCAACUCUUAUCGAUAUGAGCCUCCCGAUUGAAGAGGGUGAUGCACGUUAUAUGCCUCAGGAAAUCCUAAAUGAGAGAUAUGAUCAUCUUGACAAGGUUGAUAUUUUCUCUUUAGGAGUUGCUAUUUAUGAGCUAAUAAGAGGGUCAUCUUUGCCAGAAUCAGGACCUCAACUUUUAAAUGUCAAGGAGGGAAAAUUGCCGCUCCUCCCAGGUCGUUCAUUGCAAUUCCAAAACUUACUCAAGGCCAUGGUGGACCCAGAUCCAGUUAGACGGCCUUCAGCUAAAGAUUUGGUGGAAAACCCAAUAUUGGGCAGGGUUCUUAGAAACGCUAGAACCUAAAGAAAUCAUGACAGAUAGCCCUUUAGAUAACCCUGGAAUUUUGUAUAUGCUGCCACCGACAGUCAACGUAUAAGAAUGGCCAAACUUUUGAACAUGCACCAUUAUUUUCUACAAGCGUGCUUAGAAUGGUGCAAAUUUUCCAAAUAUGUAGCAAUCUCGGAAGUACUAUAUCCUAGACUAGAGGUGAGCAGCGGCGAGGCAUGUUGUGGAUCGCUUUUCUCUCUCCACCACUUGCAUUACCAGAGGUACCCCUGG
Molecule: messenger RNA, 1741 nt
Organism: Morus notabilis
Lineage: Eukaryota; Viridiplantae; Streptophyta; Magnoliopsida; Rosales; Moraceae
Product: wee1-like protein kinase
Exons: 11
Coding region: 62-1486 (474 amino acids)
Biological process (GO): protein phosphorylation
Molecular function (GO): protein kinase activity; ATP binding
Source: RefSeq, a predicted model, not a curated record